This is a messenger RNA of Eimeria tenella, 1263 nucleotides long. Its product is annotated as PIK3R4 kinase-related protein (incomplete catalytic triad), putative. The record is from RefSeq and is a predicted model, not a curated record. NCBI's taxonomy places the organism in Eukaryota, Apicomplexa, Conoidasida, Eucoccidiorida, Eimeriidae. The transcript has 4 exons. Gene Ontology annotation, biological process: protein phosphorylation. Gene Ontology annotation, molecular function: ATP binding; protein kinase activity. The coding region runs from base 1 to 1263 and encodes 420 amino acids.
AUGCACAGCAGCGGGGUGGCUCACUUUGACUUGAAGUGCGGCAACGUGUUGGUGGACUCCAGCUUGUUGCUGCCGCUGCCGCAGCAGCACCUGCUGCACAGGCGCCAGCAGCAGCAGCAGCAGCAGCAGCAGCGGGUGAUUUACAUGCCUUUAGUGGUGCUGGCGGACUUUGGAGAAGGCCGGCUGCUGAGGGGCCCCCAGGACUUGCUGAGGCACCAGCGGGGGACAGAAGUCAACAAGAGCCCCGAGCUGCUGCUCGAGCAGAAGCAGCAGCUGCUGCUGCGCGACAAGCGCCUGCUGCACUUCCUGCUGCUGCUGCUCGCGCUGCAGCCGCAGCGCAGGCCCACUGCAGCACAGCUGCUGCCGCUCUUCAGCCGUCUGUACACUUCAAUUCUUUCCGAACUCCCCACUCGCCCCGACUUCGCCGGGGCUGCAUGCGCCACGCUAUACUCCCCUGCUGCGCAGCAGCAGCAGCAGCAGCAGCAGCGGCAGCAGCAGCGGGUGCUGGUGCUGCAGCAUGCAGCGUCUCAGGCUACUGCUGCCGCGGCUUCUUUUGCUUCCUUCGUGCCGCUGCUGUCCUACCGCUCGCUGCUGCAGCAGCUGCAAGCCACCCACCUGCAGCAACAGCAGCAGCAACACCAGCUGCAGCAGCAGCAGCUGCAGUUGCUGCAGCAGCAGCGGUGGCACGGGGACGCUAGCCGAAACGACGCAGCUGCUCUCAGAGACCAUGCGACUCAGCAGCAGCAGCAGCAGCAGCAGCAGCAGGGAUGCCGCCAGAGCGCAGGUGCUGCUAUAGCUGCAGCAAGUACAGAUAGUCCACAGAUGCAUUCUGAGGCAGCAGCAACAACAGCAACAGCAGCAACAGCAGCAGCAGCAACAAACGCAGAAGCCACAGCAUGUGCAAGCGCUCCAAAGCCGCGGGCCUGCAGCAGUGAAGACGCCCUGCAGCUCUUGGCAGCAGCAGCAGCACAUGUAGAACGGCCGCAGCAGCGGCAACAGCAGCAGCAGCAGCAAGACGUUACCCAGCCAGUGCAGAUACUGAGGGACUUGUACAUCUGCUGCGCUGGCGAUGGCGCGUCCGGAGAAGCAGCAGCAGCAGCAGCGGCAGCAGCAGCAGCAGAUUUGUCUGAUGUGCAUGCUGGGCUGGACUGGCUCUUUGCUGCUGCUGAUUCAGCCAUGUUGUUGAUUUCAGACAGCAGCAGCAGCAGCAGCAGCAGCAGCAGCAGCAGUUGCUGCAGGGCGGGCUCGCUUCUUCUUGCGUAG